Messenger RNA from Micromonas pusilla CCMP1545, 3163 nucleotides. RefSeq lists its product as uncharacterized. The record is from RefSeq and is a predicted model, not a curated record. The annotation marks the transcript as partial. The transcript has a single exon. NCBI's taxonomy places the organism in Eukaryota, Viridiplantae, Chlorophyta, Mamiellophyceae, Mamiellales, Mamiellaceae.
AUGGACGCCGCGCUCGGCGCGGCGAGAGACCCGUGCGCGGUCGCGGGCACGCUCGCGGCGCUGCACUGCGGCGCGCUCAAGGCGGGGAUCACGCGUUGGGGCGAGACGAUGACCGGGUGCGCGCACGCGCUCGACGUUCUCGCGUCGCCGAAGUGCGCCGCCGGCGUCGUCGUCGACGACGACACCGACGCUGACGAAGCCGAUCUGUUCCCGGGUUCCGCCGCGAACAACGCGCACGGUCGCGCGCACAACGGCGUCGACGCGCGCGCGUGCGUCGAAACGGUCGCCGCGAAAGCGUUACCCUGCUCGCGCGAAUGCGGCGACGCGUUCGUCUCCGUCGCGUCCGCGUGCGGCGGCGUCGUCCCUCGCGCGGGACGGUGGCGCCACGACGGUGGUCAUCUCGCCGCGGCGUGCUCCGCCGCGGUCGCUUCCGCGCACGCGUCGUGCGCGUCGCACCGCGAGUGCCAGGGCGUGUUCGAAGCGAUGCCGCGGAAGGACGCGACGUUCUUCGCGACGCGGCCGGCGAGAGUCGCCGCCGCUCGCCGCGCCGCGGCGGCGAGACGCGGCGAAUUCGACGCGUCCAAAGUCGACGUCACCCCGCCCGCGGAUAAGCUCGACUGGGCGGAGCAGCACGUGUGGGGCGUGCUUCCGGAGGAGACGUGCCACGACGACCGGCUCGAGCUGGACGCGCGCGGGAACAACCUUCAAGGGAAGCCGCCGUCGUGCGCGUGGGAAUCCGCCAAGGCGGGCGGCGCCGUGCUCUUGUCGCGAAACCGCCUGUCGGGCGAGAUGUCGCCGGUCGGAGACGUUCACACCGUCCACGCCGGGUUUAACACGCUGCGCGGCGAGCUCGGGGACGUGUUCGGGAAGGCGGUCGCGAACGGCCUCGCGAAGCUCGUCGUGAACGACAACAACUUCACGUCGAGGGACGGCCUCGCCCGCCUCGGCGGCUCGAAGAGGCUCGAAAUUCUCGACGUGAGCUCGAACGCGCUCGGCCCCGCCGGAUCCGCGACGCUCGCGAAAGACCUCGCGUCGUUCCCCGCGCUGACGCGCUACGACGUCGGCGGUAACGACUGGGACCACGCCGCGAUCGCGCGCUCGGUCGUGACCGACGCGAACGCGAAGAAGAGACCGGAAUACGUCGCGCUGCACGCGCAAGUCACGCUCCCCGCCGCGUCGGCGCCGUCGGACGCGUGCGGCCGGUGCGCCAACUUCAAAAACGACGUCCUCGCCGGCGACGCCAACCCGCACAUCGCGCGCGUGGCGCUGCGCCACUGCACGCACACGAACGGGUGCGAGCACGUCGCGGAAGACGCGUCCGGAUCCGGAUCCGGAUCCGCGCCGUCGCCGCCGGUUCUGGAGUCGGUGACGUGCGCUCUGCGAGCGGCUCUGGAGCCCGAGCUCGUGCGGCGGGCGGCGCGGCGGCUGCGCGACGCGCGCGACGACGCGACACUCGUGGACGCUAACGGACCAGAUAAGAGCGUUACGUUCGCGUCGGUGCUCCGAGAUAUGUCCGCGUGGGACGUGAAGCUGCUCGACGGCGUCGUCGACGGCGACGACGGCGCGCUCGUGCUCGGGUACACGCUGACGCCGUCCGCGAACGGCGGCGGCGACGACGACGUCGUCGCCGAAGCGCUCCACGCCGCGCUCGAGCGAUUGAAGCGCGCGCCGCCAUCGCCGCUGUCGUUCGCGUCGAAGCAUUGCUCCGGCGCGCACGAGCACCACGGCGGCGCGCGCGAGGACCUGAUCCGCGCCGCGGACGCCGCGAGCGCGCACUUGCACGCCGCUCACGUCGACGUUCGCGGCGGCUGCGCCGUCGGCAGGAUGGGCGAAAACUGCGACUACGUCUGCGCGACGGAGUGGUCGCGGACGGCGACGUCGCCGCGACGCGCGGGCCUCCUCGCCGGCGCCGCGCUCGGACGCGCGGCGAAGACGACGAUGAAGACGCCCGCGGCGGUGCGCUCGCGCUCGCCCUCGCCGAACGCGAUCGCGCGGCGCAUGCGCGCGCUCGCGACGAAGAUCAACGCGGACGCGUCCGCCGACGACGUCUACGACGACGGCGCGUCGUGCUCGCGACUCGACGCCAGUCGCGGCGCGUGCGUCCGCGGCGGCGGCCUCGACGUCAUCGCGUCGCACGAGUUCAUCGGCGACGCGACCACCACGCCGCGGCCGCGUCUGGCGUACGCCCUGGAGACGUGUGCGAGCGACUGUCGCGGGCGCGCGAACCUCGCGGUGGCGUCGUGCACGCACUGGCUCGUGGACAAGGCGCGCGCGUCGCUCAGAGACGACUGCCGCGUCGCCGUCGCCGACAUGCAGCGCGCGUGCGGCGGCGCGUCGUCGUCGUCGUCGUCGGCGGCGGCGUCGUCGUACGCCCCGGAGGCGUGCGCGGGGAAGGCGCCGAACGCGUUCGCGCGGCUCGGCGAACCCCUCGCGCCGCACGCCUCGGGCUGCGAGACGUGCGGCAUCGUGCACUACUUGGAGGCGCACGGGCUGUCUCGCGACGACCACGACGCCGUCGACGGAUCCCACGCGGGGGGCGUGUUUCGCGCGACGACGCGACGAGACACGUGGGAGACGGACGUCGGCCGCCGCGCGCGCGCGGCGAUGAAUCGUGCGGAGGCGGACGCGCGCGCGGCGUGGGGCACGCUCACGCCGCGCGAGGACGCGGCGACGACGAUUGACGCCGCGUCGCUCGGCGCCGCCAACGCCGUCGUCGUCGACGUCGACGCGGCGGCGGGUUCGCGCGCGCCUCCCUCCUCGCGCCGUUCGCCGAUGUUCCCGACGUGCUCCGCGCAUCUCGAGUGCUCCGCGCGGUGUCACGCGCACGUGCACAGCGCGGUGAUGCGCCACUGCUCGGCGUGGAUCGACGGCGAGGGAGGCGACGACGCGCGCGGCGCGUGCGAGGACGCGAUCGACGCCGCGCCCGCGGCGUGCGAGGCGCGCGAGCGCGCGACGUGCGUCGACUCCGUCGCCGUCGGCUUCCGAGCGUUGCUCGACGCGAAGCCGAAGCCGCGCGACGCGAAGAAGACAGACGCGGACGCGGAACAGAAAAUGACCACGAAAACGACUAAGAAGAAGACGACGCCGCCGCUCGCGGAGCUCGGCGGGCUCGCGGCGGCGCCGGGGAGGGAGAAGGCCGCGCGGGCGGCGGCGGCGGCGGCGG